Molecule: messenger RNA, 407 nt
Organism: Gryllus bimaculatus (two-spotted cricket)
Lineage: Eukaryota; Metazoa; Arthropoda; Insecta; Orthoptera; Gryllidae
Source: the annotation of a GenBank genome assembly
AUGUGGGCGUCCGUCUCCUCCCUCACUUUCUCCCGCGCGAGGCGCGGCGUCCCGGCCGACAUCGACAUCAGCUUCGAGCCGAGCGUCCACCCGCCGUGCAGCGACUCCUUCGGAGGGCCCUCGGGACAUUUCGCGCACACGCAGCCGCCGAGCUCCGGGCGCGCGGAAAUUCACUUCAACGCCGACAAGAACUGGACGCCCGAUAACCAGGAUAACGUAGCUCGUCAAGAAGCAGAGAUCCUUGCAGCACAAUAUCAAUACGAGAAACUGGGGUUAUGUCAAGGUCAAAGAUUUAUCACACACGACUCGUCACAUGCAGCCUUCCCCGUCAUUAGCACUGUAACAGACUUCAUUUGCUUUUUUCAUAGACGAUUGUUAUAAAUCACGGGCAACACCAGGUACUGACG